Lathyrus sativus (Indian pea) is the source of this 312-nucleotide messenger RNA. Lineage: Eukaryota; Viridiplantae; Streptophyta; Magnoliopsida; Fabales; Fabaceae. The record is from the annotation of a GenBank genome assembly.
AUGAGAAAUGCCGCGGAAAUAGUAAUUUUUCAGACACAGCCAAAGAAGGUAUGCUCCCAAAUUGGAAUGUGCACGUUUGAUGGGACUCAUGGUGUUAGUAUGGGUAUCCAGAGUGUGGUGCCACAAACUGAUAGAAUAUCACCGGGCGGUCAUCAAGAUGCUACAUGUUCUGUAUGUGAAAUGGCUAUCGUUUGGAUGCAAAGCCAGCUGAAGCAGAAUCAAACAGAAGAGCAGAUAAUAAACUACGCCGAUGCGCUUUGUGAUAAAAUACCUAACCCAAUGGAUGCUUUCUACACUCAUUAUAAUGGUUGA